UGCAUUAUGACUACAAAUGAAUAUGAAGAAGAUGAAACCAUAAAAAAACCAAAAUACUUUUGCCCAGAACCAGAGACUUUAAUAUUUUGCAGUCCACCUGUUGACCACUCUUUUAAAAAGCUCUCUGAUUUAGCAAGUUACACUGGUUCUAGUAAAAAACCAAGGGUCUGUCGACUUGGUCGCCUUCCAGACAGAAGUUCAAACAACCGUUUUAUAUCCAGAUCCCUCUGGUUAAAUAAUAACAGAUUAAAAAAUUUAACUGAUUUGUACCCAUUUGUUGAGAAGUUCUUUGAUCAACCUGAAGCAUUAGGGUGGCUAGAUUUAUCCUUUAAUGAAUUUUGUGAUGUAUCUCCGGAAAUUUUGAAAUUUCCAAACUUGAGGAUCUUAUAUUUGCAUGGUAAUAAAAUAAAGGCUUUAACACCAUUGGCUACUUUGCGUGACGUUCCAACAUUACGAUACCUUACAUUACGUGGUAAUCCUGUUGAAAAAAUUUUGGCAUAUCGCUUGCUUGUUAUUGCAUUAUUACCUCAAUUGAUUUCCCUUGACUACGCUCUAAUAACUGAUUAUGAGCGAGGCACACGUAUACCUGAAUGUGCG
Molecule: messenger RNA, 597 nt
Organism: Gryllus bimaculatus (two-spotted cricket)
Lineage: Eukaryota; Metazoa; Arthropoda; Insecta; Orthoptera; Gryllidae
Source: the annotation of a GenBank genome assembly